AUGGAACCAGUGCUAUCUCUAGUGAUUUUAAAAGGCUUGGAUUUCAUGGAAGCAACCAAAGAGAUUGGAAUCACUUUUGUUGCAGUAAAGUUUGAUGGUAUUCUUGGCUUUGGGUUUCAAGAAAUCUCUAUCGAGGGUGCUCUUCCUGUUUGGUACAGCAUGGUUGACCAAGGCCUUGCUUAUGGACCUAUGUUUUCAUUUUGGCUUAAUCGAAAUACUAAAGAUAAUGAAGGAGGCGAACUUGUGUUUAGUGGUGUUGACACUAAUCAUUUCAGAGUUGCACACACUUAUGUCCCUGUCACUCAAAAAGGCUACUGGCAGUUUGAAAUGAAUGAUGUCUUUAUUAGCAAUGAAACAACUAAUUCUGAUUAUCAAAAUUUAUGUUUUCUUUUAAGAUUUUGCACCAAUGGUUGUGUAGCAAUUGCUGAUUCUAAAGCCUCUUUGUUGGCUGGUUCAACAGUUAUUGGUGUUCAUGGAUUAAUGAGCCAAGAAUGCAAGACUUUGGUCGAGCAAUAUGGAAAGCCUAUAAUUGAUAUGCUCUUAUCCGAGUUAUCACUUCUUGUUAAACAUGAAGCUCAAAAAACAUUGCCUUCACUUUCACUCGAUGAAUUGAAAGAAAAAACUAAGAAUUUUGGAUCUAAGGCAAUGAUUGGUGAAGGUUCAUAUGUAAGAGUUUAUUUUUCAAACUUAAAUAAUGGAAAAACUGUUGUUGUGAAAAAACUUGAUGUUUUCUCCAAAGGCUAA
Messenger RNA from Lactuca sativa (garden lettuce), 744 nucleotides. The record is from RefSeq and is a predicted model, not a curated record. NCBI's taxonomy places the organism in Eukaryota, Viridiplantae, Streptophyta, Magnoliopsida, Asterales, Asteraceae.